This is a messenger RNA of Cetraspora pellucida, 150 nucleotides long. NCBI's taxonomy places the organism in Eukaryota, Fungi, Glomeromycota, Glomeromycetes, Diversisporales, Gigasporaceae. The record is from the annotation of a GenBank genome assembly.
GUAGCAAUGAAUGCUGAUGGUGGCGAAAUUUUGCAGUGGAGAGACUUAGCAACAAUGAACCUAAUCCUGAUGGCAAUGAAAUAUAGUAACAGUGACAACUUGAUAGCAAUGAAAUGUAGUAACGAUGGCAACUUGAUAGCAACAAGGUAG